AUGUUCUCUUGCUGGUGUCGUCGGACUAGUCAAUGCUCUGGCCUCAAGAAAGACAACAGAAAAGUCCAUGGUGGUGUCUGGAGGCACAGGGCUCUCUCUUGCCUUCAACGCCUGUGGCCUUUUUCCAGGAAGGGAAACAACUUGACCAUGAGCAGCCAAGGCCAGGGCCACAGAGANCAGGGCGAGAAUGCAUCUGCCCCACAGGAUUUGAGGGAGCCCNGAAGAGAUUCACACAUCAGUGCAGCGACUGUGGUGAAGAUGGUGAACAGCCUGGUGCCAUCUCUGCAAGAAGGGAACCCCAUCAUUGUUUCUACUUUUCUGUCCACAUACAGAAAAUAUUUCACGCCUCUACAGGUACUGGACCUGCUGUUCAUGAG
Molecule: messenger RNA, 377 nt
Organism: Mus pahari (shrew mouse)
Lineage: Eukaryota; Metazoa; Chordata; Mammalia; Rodentia; Muridae
Product: ral guanine nucleotide dissociation stimulator-like
Exons: 2
Source: RefSeq, a predicted model, not a curated record